Messenger RNA from Aureobasidium namibiae CBS 147.97, 1149 nucleotides. Its product is annotated as Cloroperoxidase. Lineage: Eukaryota; Fungi; Ascomycota; Dothideomycetes; Dothideales; Saccotheciaceae. Gene Ontology annotation, molecular function: peroxidase activity. The record is from RefSeq and is a predicted model, not a curated record. The transcript has 6 exons. The coding region runs from base 1 to 1149 and encodes 382 amino acids.
AUGACCACCCCCAUCGAUGUGUCUGGAAAACACGCCUUUCAAGCCCCGAACUUCGACAAGGGAGACCAACGCGGUCCUUGCCCCGGGCUAAACGCCCUUGCUAAUCACGGCUAUAUAUCUCGUAACGGUGUCGUCGGGUUUCUUGAGGUCAUUGGCGCGGUCAAUCAAGUUUACGGUAUGGGCAUUGAUCUCAUCACCGUUCUGGCAGUCAUGGGCACCGUAGGCGUCGGCAACCCGCUGGCUCUGAACCCUGGUUUCUCCAUUGGUGGCGAAAGCCGCAAGUCAAGCAACCUACUCGGUAACUUGUUUGGACUGCUCGGUACACCCAGAGGUCUGGACGGUGCUCACAACUGGAUCGAGUCGGACUCAUCAAACACACGUGAUGACUUGUACGUUACAGGCGAUGCAUCCACUAUGAACAUGACUCUCUUCCUGGAAGCGUACAACUCUUCAGACGACUUUGUUCUCACCAUGGACGAUAUUGGCGCACGUGCAGCGAAGCGAUUUCAAGACAGUAUCUCGAACAACCCGAACUUCUACUACGGCCCAUACACGGGCAUGAUUGCUCGUAAUUCUGGAUACGCUUUCACUGGGCGUAUAUUGAGCAACCAUACCAAAGAGUACCCUCUAGGAGGUCAUUUGACAAAGGAUGUUUUUGCCAGUUUUUACGCCGUCAACGAAGAGGAUGGUCAACUCUGCUACAAGAAAGGCCACGAACAGAUCCCCGCGAAUUGGUAUCGACGUCCGAUAGACUACGGUCUCGUCCAACUGAAUCUGGAUCUUGUAGCUUGGUUCCUGAAGUACCCCGUCUUGGCCAGCAUUGGAGGCAAUACUGGAAAGGUCGAUACAUUCACCGGUCUGGAUCUUGAGAAUAUCACUGGCGGAGUCUUGAACGCAGUCACACUGCUUGAGGGGAACAAUCUUGUCUGCUUUGUGCUACAGAUUGUGAAAACAUUCUCGCCGAACUCUUUGUCUUCGCUGUUCAAGACACUUGAAGCUCCAUUGAAGCUUGUCAGUGACGCUGUUCUGGAUCCAUUGUUGAGUCUCAACUGUCCCGCGUUCAAAGACAUGGAAAUGGACGGAAAGGAUCUGCUCUCUGGACUUCUCACCAGGUACCCUGGUGCUGGUAGGAGUGGUGUUGCAUUCUAG